AGGCCUAGGCUACUUAAAGCAGGAUUAGCGCUCUACCAACAUUAUUACACUCAACUGCCCUCCAUUCAACCACCGCGCGACCUGCUGCUCGGCGCGUGAUCGAAAAUAGGAGGGCUUUCGACUAAUCAGUACUUCAGACUCGCACGAGCAAAAGUGCUUGGGUUGUCGAGUGAGCUUUUAGCAGAGGCGCAGAAGGCAGAAGGAAGGAGCGCACGCAAGAGCGGCGCGUUACCAAUGCAUUCUCCAGAUAUAGUACGGUCCGAAGAUUGAAAUACGGAAAGCUAUAUAUUCCACAGGAAUUUUGAACAGUGCACGGUGUGCUAUCGUCUCCGAAUGAAUGACCAUGGGGGAGUGGACAAUAUUAGAGCGUCUCUUGGAGGCGGCUGUCCAACAGCACUCUACUAUGAUCGGAAGGAUCCUCCUAACAGUGGUGGUGAUCUUCCGGAUUCUAAUUGUUGCUAUAGUUGGAGAAACCGUCUAUGAUGACGAGCAGACGAUGUUUGUGUGCAACACCCUGCAGCCCGGCUGUAACCAAGCUUGCUACGACAAGGCGUUCCCUAUUUCCCACAUCAGAUACUGGGUGUUUCAAAUUAUUCUUGUAUGCACCCCUAGCCUCUGUUUCAUCACCUACUCCGUGCACCAGUCUGCCAAACAGAAGGAGCGUAUGGAGCGGGGGUACUCCACUGUGUUCCUCUCCUUGGACAAACGCCAGGAUUCCAUAAAAAGAGACGACAGUAAAAAGAUCAAAAACACUAUUGUAAAUGGAGUACUUCAAAACACGGAAAACUCGACGAAAGAAGCCGAGCCCGACUGCUUGGAGGUGAAGGACAUCCCAAACUCCACCAUGAGAACUAGUGGAAAGUCUAAAAUGAGGAGGCAGGAGGGCAUCUCAAGAUUUUACAUUAUUCAAGUGGUUUUCCGAAAUGCGCUAGAAAUAGGGUUCCUGGUGGGUCAAUAUUUCCUGUACGGAUUCAAUGUCCCCGCGGUAUAUGAGUGUGAUCGAUACCCCUGCAUCAAAGAUGUAGAAUGCUACGUUUCAAGGCCCACUGAGAAAACUGUGUUUCUGGUCUUCAUGUUUGCAGUCAGUGGCGUCUGUGUACUGCUGAACUUGGCUGAACUCAACCAUCUUGGAUGGAAGAAGAUCAAAAUCGCUGUCAAAGGCGUGCAAGCGAGGAGGAAGUCAAUCUACGAGAUCCGUAACAAAGACUUGCCUAGAAUGAGCAUGCCCAAUUUCGGCCGCACUCAGUCGAGUGACUCUGCCUAUGUUUAACCCCCUGAUAAGGCCGUGAGGAUGCUGUCCAUUGCAGCACCACGGAAUGGAACAACUGUACAAAUAAUAGAAAUAUAGUGGACAUUUUAUCUCACCAACAACGUUUGUAAAGUAAGCUAGGUGGGGUAGAUCGAUUUUGUCUGUCUUGGACAUUUAAAAAACAAACAGACCAAACGUUUGUCAUGUAGGAUUUAUAAGAAGGCACUUCUCAGUAUAUGGUUUAGCCUAUAUUUUGUAACGUGCAAUGUUCUUCGCAAAAGCACAUUAUUCGUUUUCACAGAUUUACUCUGUUGUUUACUUCAGUGGUUUAAAAAGGAGUAAAUACUUACCCUAAAUAUGCAUAAUGAGCCAAAAUAUAUCCGAGUUGUGCUGUGAAGGUGUUUUUAAGACAUUCCAACGGUUUUAAACACCCCAUUUAAAAUAAAACAAGAAAACAACGAUACACUAUUUGGCAGUUUUAGGGUAAAUAUUCCCAAAAUCAUCGAAAGGUCUCUUCAUUAUUCCUGUAGGCUUUAUCAUUCAUAUUACAUCUUAAUCAGAUAUAUUAACAUAUAUCAUCUCUGUUAUUGUUUUGGUUGCCUGAGCUUGCACCACUGACCUUAACCUAUGUGAUCACGCCAUUGGGAGAUGUGCUGCAAAUGAUUUAUUCUGUGACUUUUUUGUUCUUUUUUUAUCUACACCCAAGCGCCCAUUGCAUUUAUUUUUGGGGAAACCGAAUUGUCAUGAUUUUAUGUCAUCAAGUGCCAUAUAUGUACAUACAUAUAAACAUUAUAUAUCAAUCAAGUAUACCAGUCAUCAUGAAAGCUGAUUUCUUUAAAUUAUUCUUUUGGAUUAAAUGCUGUCAUCUUUCAUUUUGGAAGAUAAAAAACAAACAACCUUGGCACAUUCAAAAACAGAUUGAUGAGCAACUAGUCAGCUAGAGCACAAAUCUGAUUUGGAAUCAGUUAGAUAAUAAGCAAUAUGUAAUUGCCUCUGGUGCUACCAUAUUCCAAAACAGUGGUUCAACACAUCAACUGAAGACAAACUGAAAGGUGAUUUUAUCCAAAAAUAAAUAUGGAAAUCAUGUAUACAAAA
Molecule: messenger RNA, 2344 nt
Organism: Esox lucius (northern pike)
Lineage: Eukaryota; Metazoa; Chordata; Actinopteri; Esociformes; Esocidae
Gene: gjd2b
Product: gap junction protein delta 2b
Exons: 2
Coding region: 338-1270 (310 amino acids)
Biological process (GO): cell communication
Cellular component (GO): connexin complex
Source: RefSeq, a predicted model, not a curated record